Messenger RNA from Rosa chinensis, 978 nucleotides. Its product is annotated as putative disease resistance RPP13-like protein 1. NCBI's taxonomy places the organism in Eukaryota, Viridiplantae, Streptophyta, Magnoliopsida, Rosales, Rosaceae. Bases 1 to 978 code for a protein of 325 amino acids. The transcript has a single exon. The record is from RefSeq and is a predicted model, not a curated record.
AUGGAUGGUCAUGAGAUUCGACAUGUUGCACGGCUUCAUACUUCAAAACUACAAAGUAUGCCAGAAACAAAUUUUUCAAGACUGCGCUCACUCUUUUCAAAUGUCCAGGUCCUUAAUAUGAUUUCACCAACGUUAAGAGCUUUACGCGUCUUAAGUUUCUGUGAGACAAAGAACCAGGAGUCGCCAAAUUCACUUGGCAAGCUGAAGCACUUGAGGUAUCUAGAUCUUUCCGAUACAAAAAUCAAAGCACUCCCAGAGUCUAUUGGCAAGCUCUAUAACCUCCAAACAUUGAGAUUACCGUAUCUCAAAAAGUGUCCAAAGGAGAUUCAAAAUUUGAUCAACUUGAGGCAUCUUUAUGGUGGUUACAGUAUGGAAUUUGAGGUUGGGAUUUUGGGGCUAUUAACUAAACUCCGAACAUUACCUUGCUUUAAUGUGGGUAAGGAGAGAGGUUCUGCAAUUGAGGAUCUGGGUGGGUUGAUGCAUUUGAGAGGCCACUUAAUUAUUUGCCAGCUCGAACAUGUAAGGGAUGGAGAAGAAGCAAAGAAUGCUUGCUUAGAGGAGAAGAGUCAGUUGAGCGAGUUAACAUGUAUAUGGACAUUCUAUAAGCCACCUAAUGACAAUGGGACGGAUGUACUAGAUGGCUUGAAACCUCAUCUUAAUUUGCAAAGCUUGAACAUUGUGCAUUUCAAGGGUGCUAGACUUCCGUCAUGGAUAACGGGUCUCCAAAAUUUGAAGAAGAUUCGAUUAGAUGGCUGUAACAAUUGUGAAGGAAUCCCAACACUCGGUCAGCUACCUAAUUUAAGCUGUCUUGAUAUUGAGAUGAAUAAGCUGAUACGUUUGGGAACCGAGUUUUAUGGUACAUCAGCAAGUGCCAAGAGCUCAUUGAAUGGAUGGAAGCACCGAGGAUAUCAGCUGAAGGAGAAGUUGCGGUAUUUCCUUGCCUCGAUGAGUUGCAUCUCAGUGACUGUCCUGAAUUGA